AUUAUUUCCAAAUUCAGCAAAACUCGUCUCCGAUGAAAGCAGUCUUACUUAACACCCCGAUUUUAACCCCCGAAAGAUUCCCAAGCACCUGCACGUACAGUGGAAUUAACUUAUCAAUGAGAUACUUUAUUUUUCACUUUGAAUGGAAACAGCCACUCACACUGAGUCUUUAUUGGCAGUGUGGAGCAUAUUAUUAGUUCAACCUGAACAGCUUUGACUGAGUUGCAGAAACAGAAAAAAAAAGGAAGAAAUAUUCGCGUGGAGCUGACAGACCAAAACUCACUGAAGCUGUGUGAGUUUACACAACAGGACCCUUGUGUCAUCUUCAAGACAACCACCGGGCUAAUUCCCUCAUCUCCUUCCUAAUGAUCUCUGUGUUUGUGUGUCUGAUUUAAAAAACAAAAAAAAACAAAACAAAAAACCAAACAGCUCCACAUCAGGCAUCCGGACAAUUCACUGACAUCAUACCAGCUCGGUGGCAUUCGCCAGACCAGUGCUACCAAUUCACUCUGCCAAGCAGUUGGGGGCUAAUGUUUGUGAAACAGACGGCAAGAAAAAGGAGGAGAGCAAAGGGAGGGAGGAAGGAGCAUGUUUGAAAGAUGAGAACGGGAGAGAGAGAGAGCUCCUCUUAAGUCCUCCGAGCUGGCGGGGCUCAUAACAGAAGACGAGGCUGUUUGCAGCUGCAUUACGGCCGAAAACAGGCAAGACGCAGCAGAGGGUGUAGAAGAGACUCCGGUUAGAAGAACUAUCACUGACCUAACAUGAUGGAGGUGGUCCUAACAAGACUGCGGGACUUCUCCUGCAAGACCUCCACCUUUGAUGACUGCAAGGAAGCACAAGAGAGCACGAGCAGGGACCCUGAGGCCAGAACCAACCAUGUCAAGGAAGGGUGCACAUCUGGUGGAGAAGCAAGCAAACUGGACAUAGAGAGUGCACUGGCCUGGCUGCGAAGGGAACUGAUGGAGAUGCGUUCUCAGGAUCAAGCCCUGAUUCGACAGCUGAUGGAGCUUCACUCAGGCAUCCAGGAGCUCAAGCAGGAGCUGUAUGAGGAGGAGCAAGAGGAGGAGACGUAUGAGGAAGAAGAGGAGGGGAGCUACUGGGACUCUGAGAGUGAACAAGGAAGCGGCAGUCUCUACUCCAGCUCAGUGGAGGGGGGCUUUUCCAUUUCCUGCCUAAAGAUGCCUCAGCAGCUUUAUUCGGGCACUUUAUCGAGGAGGAUGUUCUGCAGGAGAAGCUCUGUGCCUUAAAAAGUCAGACAAAUUUUUCAAAAAUGUGCCUUUUAAGGCAGUUAACAUAGACAAGGUGGAGUACGGUGACCCCAUUUUCCACCGCUUCACUUAAGAAAAAACAAAGCUUAAAGUCAUUUUAACUUACGGCUGCAUACAAAUUAGCCAACAAUGUCAUGGCUUAUACUUUAUUUUUAUUUUCAUAACACGAAUAUGACAUUGUAAAUGAAAAAAGGCACCUUAGACAAAAACAAAUGUUUUUUUGUUUUUUUUUGCAAAACAGGCUAAUUAGUAGUUGUGGGGCACAACAGCCAUGUUGUUUUUUUGUUUACUUGUUUGUUUUUAGUGUCAAAACGUUGAGUAUAUCCAUAAAAAUACAUGCUGGUGAGUUAUAACACAAGUCAUCCACCUUCCAGCUCGAUUAAUAUUCAUAAUAAACACGUGUUUGUUUGAUUUUUCUGUACCAAGACGUAAGCUGGGAGUUUUUACAUUGGAGUCUAACAGGAUGAACUACUUUUGGAGUCACCCUCAAGUGGCCAUUAGAGGAACUGCUGUUUUUGACAGUUCUGUUUUGCCUAUAUUUUUUAGCCAUGAAUAAAUUAUCAUUUUAUUUGCAUAUUACUUUUCAAAAUAAACAUUACAAAGUGCUUGACAACAAAAAGGAUAGAACAUCAAAACAAAAAACAAAACAAAAGACAGCAAAUGGAGUUUAAAAAGAUGAGUUUUUAGCUGUAUUUUAAGUCCGCAAAUAUUAGAGUCUGGAGUACACUGUCUCCUUUACUUCUCCUUUUGUGAUGCACAGCCAGCAGGUACUGAUCACAUGACCCCAGGCACCUGUUGGGUUGUAUGCAUGUAAAGGUUUACUGGUAUACUCUGGUGAGUGUCCAUGCAGAGCUCUAAGAGCUUUAAGAUUCUUGUUAAAACAAGAAUCUUAAAGUGGAGUGUGAAGUUGAUGGAACUAAAUUAACAGUGUGACAUGUGAGAAAAGAGUACACCCAGGUUUACUGAAGUCAUAGUUAUGUGAGUGGUUUUCCUACAGACUACUACAGAUUAAAUAAAAAAUAUUUUUUUUAAAGAGUAUGAUGUAGCAGGAAAAGUAGGAUUCAUGAUUCAUGCUGUCUGGAGUAUUUUAUUAGCCAAACUAACCCAUCAAUGGCUGUAGCAUCAUACAGUAUAUACAUUUCCAGUAUGUAUAUAUUGUUACAGCCUGGAGGUUGUUUUUUUAUAUCUCCAUGUGUUCAUUGUAACUGCAGAUAACUAUUCUGAUUUGACAUAUGAGUUUUUAAAAUGCUCUUACAUGUAGAUAAAGAUGGGCUUUUUUGUUUUUGUUUGGGAGUGACACAUGAAUGUAUUUAUUAACCAUUCCUGAAUUUUAUAGCACUUUUUAAAACAGGUACUGCAGUGGUUACAGUAUGCCAGCUAAAUAAAGACGCAAAGACGG
Molecule: messenger RNA, 2667 nt
Organism: Haplochromis burtoni (Burton's mouthbrooder)
Lineage: Eukaryota; Metazoa; Chordata; Actinopteri; Cichliformes; Cichlidae
Product: protein FAM167A
Exons: 3
Coding region: 762-1247 (161 amino acids)
Source: RefSeq, a predicted model, not a curated record